This is a messenger RNA of Loa loa (African eye worm), 188 nucleotides long. RefSeq lists its product as hypothetical. The record is from RefSeq and is a predicted model, not a curated record. The transcript has 2 exons. NCBI's taxonomy places the organism in Eukaryota, Metazoa, Nematoda, Chromadorea, Rhabditida, Onchocercidae. The annotation marks the transcript as partial.
AUGAAUACAAUCAAGAAGAAUAUGAAGAAUUGUGAAGUGAAAAAGGAAGUAGAUCAGGACUGUGCACGGCGUCUCUUUAUACAUCGACAAAAAAAUGGCAUGCGGCAAGUGUCAUCGCACAAAAUCGCAGUCAGUACUUUGGCUUAUAUACGGAAAAUUGUAGGUUUUGGAAAGUACAACAGUGCUCA